Messenger RNA from Trichomycterus rosablanca, 5360 nucleotides. It is a transcript of the gene nek1, whose product is annotated as NIMA-related kinase 1. Gene Ontology annotation, biological process: protein phosphorylation. The record is from RefSeq and is a predicted model, not a curated record. Gene Ontology annotation, molecular function: ATP binding; protein kinase activity. Lineage: Eukaryota; Metazoa; Chordata; Actinopteri; Siluriformes; Trichomycteridae. The transcript has 37 exons. Bases 175 to 4356 code for a protein of 1393 amino acids.
AGAAGGAGUAAAAAUGAUCAAGCUGGCGGUUUGAUACAGCGGUCGCUUGUACAUAGCAAACCAGGCAGCUGAGAUUUUGCUUUUUUAUGCAGAACUUGGAAUGUAAUCAAACAAACUGCAUCAGCAGAUAAGUGUCAAAUUACAGUCCUUACAGCAUGAAGGAUUGAGCCAAACAUGGAUAAAUAUGAAAAGGUGAGAAAGAUCGGUGAGGGAUCCUUUGGAAAAGCUAUCCUGGUGAGAUCAAAGGAAGAUGGCCGGCAGUAUGUCAUCAAGGAGAUUGGCAUCUCCAGGAUGUCUAAUAAAGAAAGACGGGAGUCACGCAAAGAAGUGGCUGUCCUGGCUAACAUGAGCCAUCCCAACAUUGUGCAGUACAAAGCAUCAUUUGAAGAAAGUGGCUGCUUGUAUAUAGUAAUGGAUUACUGUGAGGGAGGAGACCUGUUUAAGAAGAUCAAUAACCAAAAUGGAGUUCUAUUCCCAGAAGAACAAAUACUUGAUUGGUUUGUUCAGAUAUGCCUGGCUCUUAAGCAUGUGCAUGAACGUAAGAUCCUCCACAGAGACAUCAAGUCACAGAAUAUAUUUCUGACUAAGGAUGGUACAGUACAGUUGGGGGACUUUGGGAUUGCCAGAGUUUUAAACAGCACUGUGGAGUUGGCAAGGACCUGCAUUGGAACGCCUUACUAUCUCUCACCUGAGAUUUGUGAAAAUAAACCAUACAACAACAAAAGUGAUAUUUGGGCGUUGGGGUGUGUCCUGUAUGAAAUGUGCACACUUAAGCAUGCUUUUGAGGCUGGAAACAUGAAGAACCUGGUGCUAAAGAUCAUCCGUGGUUCGUACCCCCCGGUCUCGGUGAACUACUCUCAGGAUCUGCAGACACUUUUAGGCCAGCUGUUCAAGCGCAACCCCCGUGAGAGACCAUCGGUCAGCGCAAUACUGGACAAGCCAUUCCUCGCCCGCAGAAUCCACAAGCUUCUCUCCCCACAGCUCAUUGAUCAGGAAUUCACCCCUGAAGUUGGCCAACUUCUCCAGCAACCUAAAAUGAAUGUUGCCCAGGGAUUACCAGCCAAACACCCUGCCCCUGGUCAGGCGUCUGUCACCCCUGCCCAUAAAAUCACCAAACCAGCUGCCAAAUACGGAGUGCCUUUAACAGCAAAGAGACCUGCUGAUCCUGCCCGGAGAGCAGCUGAUGCAGUUAGGAAACCGGCGGAGAGAAAACCUGUCAUAAAACACAAACAGGCUCCCCCUCCAGCAGCAGUUCAGCGGAGAAUUAAUCGAGUGGAGGAUGAGAGAAGGAAGCGUGAGGAAGGAGUGAGGAAGAAGCGGAUGGAGCCGGAGAGAGAGUGGAAACAGAAAGAGCAGAUGUUUCUGCUAAAAGCUGCUCAAGUGAAAAGGUUUGAGAAGGAAAAGCUUAACCGGAUCCACCGUGCAAGAGAGCAAGGUUGGAAGCACGUUCUGAGCUCCAGCGGUGGCAGCAGCCCAGAGAGAAAGGUCUUUGGGGGUGGAGGAAUUGGAGCUCUUCCUACUCCCUUACCAGGCCAUUCCCUUCUUCUUGGCCCUGCCCAUGUCCCACCUUCACUGCCAGGUCCUGUUCUUGCUUCCAACGAAGAAUCCAAAGCUGCAGACAAUGUCAGGCCUGCCAUGGAAGCUGGAAUGCCGAAUGGACACGCCUGCCUCCCAGAUCAUGACUCGGUUAAAAAAGAGGCACGAAGGACAAGUCUCCAAAAUGAGAGUGUCUCUAAAAACGACCAUGCCAACAGGUUGCGAGUUCAGGUUGCAGCAGAGAGGGCCAAGCAGGUGGACGAAUUCCUGCAGCGGAAGCAAGAAGCCUUGCUCAAUAAAGUCCGUGCAGAAGGCCAGCUGGGGGCCCGGCAAAACCUGGCCGCCAUCUUUGCAAGUCGGACAAACUCGUCCCGUGGCAGGAGACCCAGGGUCAACAAAGAGGAGGAGGAAUACCUGACACGGCUGAGGCAGAUCAGACUGCAGAACUUUAAUGAGCGUCAACAGAUCAAAGCUCGUCUCAGGGGAGAGAAGCGUGAUGGUGAGGGUUCUGACAGUCAGGAAUCCUCUGAGGAGAUGGAGCUCAGGAGGAAAAGGAUUGACACUCUGAAGGCGCAGUCAAAGGCUCGUGCAGCUGUACUGAAAGAGCAGCUUGAGAAGAAACGAAGAGAAGCUUAUGAAAGAGAAAAGAAAGCAUGGGAAGAUCAUCUUGCCGCUCGAGGAGUAAAGAUUGUUAUUGGACCUGCAACCGCAACUCCAACUCCUCAUCCUGCUGCUGCCCUGCCUCCACAGCCGGAACACAUCCCACAGGAUGCUGCCCGCAAAGCCAAGCCUUAUUGUAGACCCACCACUCCUGCCAUCUCUAUGACGGCAGCGCUGAAAGAUGUUGGCGUGGUCACAUCUGCACAGAAUUCUCCAAUGAACGAGGAGCCCUCAAAACCUGAAACCACAGACGUCCAGAGUGAAAGGAAGGAGAUACUGCGCAGGCUGAACCAGAACCUAAAGGAUCACAUUGCUGAAAAAGAACAUGAGCAAAACAAUGCACCUGCUAGUGGACCAGAUCCCACCCCUCAGACCAGCCAGCCAAUCAUUGAAGAGAGACCAACCACUGGGGGUGAGAGACGCAGGUGGGAGGCUGGAGGGCCACCCGUACUGUCAGUAGCACAGCAGACCCUGGAGGAUACAUGUAGCACUAUGGCAGUAUCUGAAGCAGUGUCUCCAGAAGAAAAUGCCCUCUGUGCUGGUGACCGGAAGAGAUGGCAGCCUGGAGCUGUUGCACUGUCUGUGGCUCAACAGACUCUGGAGGAAACCAGUCUCACCACAGCAGAAAAGACAUCUGGUGAAGUUAUUCCUAUGGAGGCCUGGCAAGGAAAAGGACUUGGGAAAGCUUGGGAAAAGGCCCCAGUUUCCGAAGGGGAGCUUCAGCAACUCUGUGACGAUGCAGACACCAAAAACCUUACAAUUACACUUGGGCCUUCAGACGAUUCUGAUAAGACCACACGGGUGCCUCAACCUCAACCAAGUCAAGCCUCUCUUGGUCAGGACCAAAAUCAAGCUGUGGUUGAACUGGACCAGCAGGCUGCAAUGAGCACAGAUGAGGAACAGCAAGCCACUGCCAUUGGUCAGGACCCUGAUCAAGGAUCAGAAUGUCAGAAUACUCUGUCAGUAGUCACCAGCAUUGAAGAAAAACCAGGGUUAUCAGAGCCGAGUCUUGCUGAGGGGACAGAUGAGGUAGAGUCCUUGGUCCUUGAGGAGGGCCCUCGGCAAACAUUUAAACCUCAGGUGGAAGUGAUGAAAGCUUGGGGACAAGAGGCUCUCCCACAGCCUAGGCCAGACGAGGGCAGUGUUAUACCAGCUGAACCACAGAAGGAUGAGGAUGGUGUGACUGCAGAGGAAGAUAAACAGAUUACAGGUUCUCUCAACGGGUCUGUGGAAGCGGCCUUCGUGAAGUUGAGCUGCAGUCCUGCUCACAGACGCGCGGUGGCGCUGUCUGCCCUCUCUGCUCAGUCCUCAGCGGAGGACUCGUCUUCAUCAGUUGCUUCCCGCUCACGUUCUGUGUCACCACAGCGCUCUGGUCGUCCUGAUGAUGCCCUUCUCUUUGGCCUAUCCACCGGCCUUUUUGAUACCAACAACCCCAAGAUGCUGAGAACAUGCUCUCUGCCAGAUCUUGGGAAACUCUUCAGUGGCUUAACAGAAACAGACGUUGCCUCCACCCACGGCCCCAAUCUGGAGUUAGAGGACCUGGAGGACAAAGAGGAAGAGCAGUCGGACAAUGAUGUAUAUGAGGAUGAAGAUCUGAGAGAGCUCAGAGCCUCUAUGGAGAGACUGCUCCAGCAGCAACGCAGUGACGAUGACGACGACAAUAUUUCUGGUGGCAGCCCUCCCGAUGAGGACGAAAAUGCAGGAUUAAACGGACAGGACAAGUGCAGUCCUGCAGAGGAAGACUCGAACAGCAUAGCAGAUGAUGAGGAGGAGGUCAGUCCUGAGGAAGAAGCAAGAGGACUGACCAGUAAUGGGCAUUAUGGAGCUGGGGAUGAAGAGCAACACAGUGAGAGGCAGCUUAAUGAGGAGUGGCAGUCAGAUGACAGUGAGGAAGAAGAAGAGAGUGAUUUGGAGCAGCAGGAUAGUAUCUUCAGCCGCCUAGAAGAGCUGCGCUUCAAUUUAGAACAGGCCAUGGGCUUCGAACAGUUUAUUCAGGCCUACAACAAGAUCAAGGCCAUCCAUGAAGAUGAAGAUGAAAACAUUGAUAUGGGCUCCAGCAUGGUCCAAAGCAUUUUGCAACCUGAGCACCAGCACCUGUAUCCUAAGAUUCUCCACUUGGUGAUGGCAGAUGGAGCAUAUCAAGAAGAUAAUGAUGAAUGAUGAAUGCUGCCAGCUGCUUUGGACAAUCUGCUGGCAGGCCGGUGUCUUCCACAAUGCUUCGUUUGAGUCCCUGAGUGGCAUGGGAGUGACUCGAUCUCUUACGGGUGGCCGAUUUCAGGCUCUCGAACGACUGGAGCUCUGCUUUCAUGACUGAUAUGGAGAGCACUACCAUGUAAAUGUAAUAUAACUAUGAAUAAUAUUUAACCAAAGCCUAAUUAAGAGUGAGUGGGAGAGUGAACGAGAGUGUGAUGUAUGCUGACGGGUUUGUGGGUGGGAAUUUCUUAUUACUCAGUAUUUCCAAAGCUAAAGGAAUGGAGAACACUAUGGCUUAGGUCAAAAGUCAGGGAGCAGGUAUCUGUCCAGCAUCAGGUGCUUUGUUACAACAAACCAGUGACACAUUGUACCAGUAUCUGAACCUCAGGUCAACGUUUUACAGAAUACGUAUACAGUUCAUUCCAGUGUUGUACAUUUCUGACAUUUCAGAACGUCUGUUUAAUUAUUUGUUCACACAAGUUCAUUUUAGUAAUAAAAUGUUAAGUGUUAGUAUGCAUGCAUUUACAUGCUUUAUGCAGUUGCACUUUGUGAUGUAAUAUGUCAUAAUAGCAACUAUUUAUGUGGCAUGUUCAUGUGAGUGAUGUACAGAGAGUGUGUAAGGCGACUAGAAAGAAAAUACAAUAAGUAAUAUUAGUCUGAUAUAGACACAAUGUGUCUUUAUAUUCAUUAAUAAAUACUAUCUUUUUUCAUUUGUGAUUUUUGUGCUUAAGCAUGUACAGUAUGUGUUUGUCUUAUCAAUUGAAAGCAAUUUGUAGUCUUUCCCAAGUGAAGUAUUAUCUAUGCAAUGUCAGCUUUCAGGAUCAUCUGUACAAUUCAUUGUCUUUAAUAUUGGAACAGUGGUCUCUCUGCCAAGGUUGUUAGGAAACCCAUUCUGUCACGUUGUUUGUGAAAAUUUGUCCGAAUGGUCUGAUGUAACCCAAGAACUCAAAUAAACAGGUCUGCUAAACAUG